GCGGUCUGUCGUUGUUCACUGCACCGGCGUCGGUUGCUAGUUGCAAGUCACACAUAUCAAGACUGAUAAAAAGUUAAUUCAAUAGUUCGAAAUUUGAAGUUAUAAAAAUAUGUGUGCGCAUUAUUUUGGAUUAUAAGUGCAAGUAUAUUUGAAUAACAAUGAUAUUCCUGAACAUAGCUUUCGAGGCAGAACUGAAUCGUUACGAGGACAGUGAGUUUGAGGAUGUGGCCCGCAGGCACUGCAACGAACACCCGGAUACCAGGAAUAAAGUUAUUGAGGAGUUGCGCUCUAUGGUAUAUGAGCGUGGCGAAUGCAAUCCACGGCGUAUAGAUGACGCAUAUUGCCUUCGAUUCUUGCGUUGCAGGCGAUUCGUACCGGCGCUGGCAUAUCGAUUGAUGGUGAGAUACGAAGAUUUCCGUCGAAAGAACGCCCACCUGUACAAUUGCGACCCAUUUGAACUAAAGAAGGUGAAGCACGUCUACGCAGGCACCCUUCCGGAGAGUCCCGAACAUGGCCGACUUAUACUUAUGAGAUUUGGUCGAUGGGACACUAAUGCAGUCUCUAUAGAUGAUGUGGUGCGCUGUGCACUGGUGCUGGAGGAGAUAGCUGUACAGCAACCAAAACUUCAGAUCCUGGGAGUGACGGUCAUUAUAGACCUCGAGGGGUUGAGUUUCCGCCAUAUCUCACAACUGACGCCGGCCAUAGCCAAUCAAAUUGUCAGCUUAAUGGGGGUGGCUUUCCCGUUGCCACUGAACAGUAUACACUUGGUCAACUAUAACUGGAUAUUGAACACAUUCUGGUACGUGUUCAAGCAGUUCAUACCGAAACCAAUCUGGAACACCAUCCACUUCCAUGGGUACGACUUGAGCUCUCUCCAGAAACAAAUACACCCCAGACAUUUGCCGGCGGCGUAUGGCGGUUACUGCAGGCAUGUUAUAUCGACUGAAGAGUGGCUUGGAAAAAUUUACGAGUACAGAGACGAAUACCUGGUACAGGAAUUAAAAGAUUUGGGUUUUACAAUUAAAGAUUAGUAAUAAUAAUUAUUCACAAUAGUGUUUGAUGUAUUUACAUUAUUUUCACUGGUACCUUUUCUGCACUGGAUUACCCAAAUUAAAUUAUUUUCUCUCUAACUACACUGGGUUGGCUGGAAGAGAUCUCUUUCAGAGAUAAAUCCUCCCUUGCUAACAAGUUGUUGAACUAAUCCAUAUUGUAUCAGGUAAAGGACUUCGUACCGAUCGAAUUCUGGUAUCAUCUAUUUGUUAUUGUUUAUCUACAAUUUGCAAUAUUUUCACCGCAUAAUUACAUUUCUGUUUUGCCGAAGGUUGACUGCGAGAGAAUGCUAUAAAAUCCGUAUUAAAUCCGUUUGUACCAAAUAUUUUUUGUAAUGUGGUCAAUAAAGUAUCAAUAAAUAUAUAAAUAAACUAGCUGACUCAGCAAACGUUGUUUUACCAUAUAUAUUAUUUCGAGAACUAUACAUGAAAAUUUAUCCUACUCCAAUUAUUAUAUUCGC
Galleria mellonella (greater wax moth) is the source of this 1510-nucleotide messenger RNA. Its product is annotated as clavesin-2-like. Lineage: Eukaryota; Metazoa; Arthropoda; Insecta; Lepidoptera; Pyralidae. Gene Ontology annotation, cellular component: membrane. The transcript is spliced from 6 exons. The record is from RefSeq and is a predicted model, not a curated record. Gene Ontology annotation, molecular function: phosphatidylinositol bisphosphate binding. Bases 159 to 1031 code for a protein of 290 amino acids.